Messenger RNA from Lampris incognitus (smalleye Pacific opah), 2183 nucleotides. It is a transcript of the gene gyg1b, whose product is annotated as glycogenin 1b. Gene Ontology annotation, cellular component: cytoplasm. Gene Ontology annotation, molecular function: glycosyltransferase activity. The coding region runs from base 139 to 1212 and encodes 357 amino acids. The transcript has 8 exons. The record is from RefSeq and is a predicted model, not a curated record. Lineage: Eukaryota; Metazoa; Chordata; Actinopteri; Lampriformes; Lampridae.
GUGACGUCACCGCUUGUCUGCCCGAGUGUCACGCUGCUAUAAAGCCACCUCUAUGUACUGAGUUAGUCUUUUCCCCACCGGAAAGCUGCUGAGAUCCCGAGUCUGGGCUACGACGUAGCUUCGACUUACUCCACCGCCAUGGCAGACCAGGCUUUUGUGACGUUAGCUACCAAUGACAACUAUGCGAGGGGAGCCAUGGUUUUGGGCAAGUCCCUGCGCAACCACAACACAUCCAAGAAGCUGGUGACACUCAUUGGUCCCCACGUGUCAGACCCCUACCAGUCUGUGCUGAAGAGGAUCUUCGAUGAGGUGAGGAUGGUGGAUGUGCUGGACAGUGGCGACACGGCUCACCUAGCUAUGAUGAAGAGGCCCGACUUGGGUGUGACCUUCACCAAACUCCACUGCUGGACCCUCACACAUUACUCCAAAUGUGUCUUCAUGGACGCAGACACACUGGUGGUCUCAAAUGUAGAUGAGCUGUUUGAAAGGGAAGAAUUGUCAGCUGCUCCUGACCCUGGCUGGCCUGACUGCUUCAACUCUGGCGUGUUUGUCUUCUGUCCGUCGAUGGAGACCUAUGGCAAACUUCUUCAGUACUGUACAGAGCAUGGCAGCUUUGAUGGAGGGGACCAAGGCAUUUUGAACGGCUUCUUCAGCAACUGGGCGACAGCUGACAUCUCAAAACACCUCCCCUUUAUCUACAACCUCAGCAGCAUAGCCAUCUACACUUACCUUCCAGCAUUCAAGCAAUAUGGUAGCAAUGCCAAGGUGGUCCAUUUCCUAGGGAAGACCAAGCCAUGGAGCUACACGUUCGACCCCAAAGCCAAACAGAUCAAGGGAGACGCGCCGGAAGCUGCGGCCCACCCCUCCUUCCUGCUGGAAUGGUGGAUGCUGUAUUCCAGCGCUGUGGUGCCCAUGCUCCAGCAGCACCAUGGGGAACAGCCUUUCCACUCGGGAUGCGUGGAGCAGUCAAAAAGCAGUUUUCCUAUUCCUCUUCCUAAUUGUCAACCUAAUCAUCUGAUAAAGUACACGUGCAGUGACAUGAUCAUUGUUGGGAAUGGCAAGGAGGAGACCCACAUGUCACAUGCACAAGCCCCUCCUCCAUCCUUGUCUUCGGAGGAGAGGAAGCAGAAGUGGGAGCAGGGACAGGCGGACUACAUGGGAAUGGACUCAUUCGAGAAUAUCGAGAGGAAGCUUGACGCUUUUCUCAAAUAGAGAGGAAGGAAUGAGUAGUCAUUCACAUGGGCCCUCGCUGCUCAACACAUCGAUUCCAUAGGUCACUUACAAACGCGCAGUAGUGAAAGUUUAGACUUCCACCUUGUCGUUCAAAUAGAAAUCGGCUAAGCCACCACUAUCACCACCCUUUCCUGACUCCAAAGACAGUGCCUUUGCAAUGGGAAAUGUAGCUAAAAUAUUGUAUCUAUCUAUGCAUUGCUGUCAUCUUGCAGUCAGCCUGUCUCUAGUGUCUGAUGCACUACAUAGAGAAGAAUGCCAGGCCAAUGUGACUUAUAAUAACAUGGAAUUUUUUUUUUUUUUUGUACUCUGGUGUGUUUCCUGUCCUCUGAUUUCCCUCGCAAAAUGUGAAUUAAACAUUCAAUCAAAUGAGUUUUGGCUAGGUGUGAAAACAGCUCCUGUAUUUUGUAGUUGGGACACUUUGCCAAAUUGUUUUUUCUUUUUUUCUUUUUCUUUUUUGCACUCUAAUCCCCAUUUUGGUUGAAGGGUAAGGGAACCAUAUCAGAUGUAUUGGUCCUGCUGUCUGUGUGGGUUUAGCUUUGCAAGACAUUGACAUGUAUAUUCUCUGCAUUUCUUUUUUUUUUUUUUUUUUUUUUUUUUUACUGUUCGGUUAAAAGAGGUAAAGGCCGUUCAGUCUUCUGAUCUUUAACAUUUUCAUUCAGUUCUCAGAGCUUGAAACUAUUUUUCUCUUGAAACUAACAGCUGCCUCUUUUGUACGUUAAAAAAAAUGUUUACAACAUCUCUGUAAAGAUUUGAAGAGCAUCUUUUGGCCUUCUACACUAGACCCUCAGUGCCUGUUACACUCCUCUCUCUAUUUUUGCCUUAGAAGCUCGUUCUGCUGUCCUUUGCACCGAGGUGGUUUGCUCUUAAGCUCACCACUGCUUUACUUGACCCAGAUGUUGCCUGUAUCACAGCCCCUUCCACCUGGAGAAUUAAAGACGUUGUUACAAGUA